Bombyx mori (domestic silkworm) is the source of this 465-nucleotide messenger RNA. RefSeq lists its product as uncharacterized. Gene Ontology annotation, molecular function: peptidase inhibitor activity. The record is from RefSeq and is a predicted model, not a curated record. The transcript has 2 exons. NCBI's taxonomy places the organism in Eukaryota, Metazoa, Arthropoda, Insecta, Lepidoptera, Bombycidae. The coding region runs from base 91 to 447 and encodes 118 amino acids.
CGCGUUCAAACAAACAACCAACUCCUCAGUUUUAUAAUAUUAGUAUAGAACAUGUUUAUAUGAUUUCGUAGUUACGUAGUGUCCCAAUUCAUGAAGCCAAAGCCCCCUCACCAGUACUGGGAGGAGGAGACCUCGCUGACGCUGGUCCCUGAAAACAAGAACUGUCUGCUGUGCGAGGCGCAGGACUCCGGCGCGUGUCGCUCCAUGCCCUCGUGCGUGUACUGCGAGCCCACCGUCACCGCGCUCUGCGAGAGGAGCACGCCGUGCCUCAGGUGCACCGUGAUCAAGAACCCGUUCUUCAAGUGCAUCCCCGGCGAGAAGUACAUGGACGAGUGCGACUCCUGCCGCUGCACGGACGGGCACAGCGGCUGGUGCACCAACCAGUACUGCGAGUUCAGGUCCCUGCAUCUCUACGCUAUGAAGCUCUCGGACGGAGAGUUUUAUUAAAUACCUUCAAAACUGAAA